Messenger RNA from Mytilinidion resinicola, 1197 nucleotides. Its product is annotated as NADH kinase-like protein POS5. Lineage: Eukaryota; Fungi; Ascomycota; Dothideomycetes; Mytilinidiales; Mytilinidiaceae. Gene Ontology annotation, molecular function: NAD+ kinase activity. The coding region runs from base 1 to 1197 and encodes 398 amino acids. The record is from RefSeq and is a predicted model, not a curated record. The transcript has a single exon. Gene Ontology annotation, biological process: NADP+ biosynthetic process; NAD+ metabolic process.
AUGAAUCCAAAGUACACCGAAACACGGCAGAACGACCUGCUGUGCCUGCAAUGGCCGUCACCACCGCGCAACGUCCUCCUGACCAAGAAGAACAAUACCCCUGAGAUCACCGAGUCCCUGAUCGAAUACGCCCAGCACAUACACUCUACAUACCCGUCUAUGAACCUCAUCCUCGAGCCGCACGCCGCCGAAGAAGUUCACUCGAAGCUCGGCUUCCCCGUGUACACCACCUCGACGCCCACCCUCCACGAUGCGCCCACUCCGACCAUACUAUCCGACAAGACCGACCUCGUCUCCACCUUAGGCGGUGACGGUACGGUGCUACACGCCUCCUCCCUUUUCGCGCACACGCCCCGUGUCCCGCCGAUUCUUUCCUUCGGGAUGGGCACGCUGGGCUUCCUUGGGGAAUGGAAGUUCAAGGAAUAUAAGCGCGCCUUCCGCGAAGUCUACAUGUCCGGCGCUCACGAUGCAUAUGCCAGCAUCGAUCAAAAAGACCAAUCCGAAGCCACGGACUCAGAAGACCCCAAGGCCUCCCCUACAUACGCCUCCAUCCGUGGCAAACCCAUGGGCGCUGCCCGUCCCGCCCGCAUCCUCCUCCGCAAUCGCCUCCGCAUCUCCGUAUUUUCUCCCUCGGGCAAACGCCUGAAUAGCUCUGACCCUGCUGCUGGCGAUACAUAUGCCCUAAAUGAAGUGAUCGUACACCGCGGCUCCUCCCCUCAUUUGAAAAUAAUCGAUGUCUUUGUUGGUGGGCGAUUCCUGACAGAAGCCGUCGCGGAUGGCAUGAUUAUAUCCUCCCCCACGGGAUCGACGGCCUACUCCCUCUCCAGCGGCGGCAGCAUCGUGCACCCGCUCGUUUCGUCACUCCUUUUGACGCCCAUCUGUCCGCGGAGUCUUUCGUUCCGUCCACUGGUGCUGCCAGCAAACACGCCCAUCACAUUGCGCUUGAGCGAGAAGAAUAGAGGGCGAGAAGUGGAGGUGAGUGUCGAUGGGGUGCGCAUUAGUAAAGGAGUAGGCGUUGGCAUGGAGGUGCGGGUGCUGGGUGAAGACAUCAGGGAUAGAAGAAGCGGAGAGUGGUGCGGUGGUGUACCAAGCAUCGUCCGUGGCGUAGUGGGAAUGGAAGAGAAGGAGGAAGAUCACUGGGUCGGCGGGCUUAACGCGUUGCUGAAGUUUAAUUACCCUUUUGGAGAAGAAGUUUGA